Aspergillus pseudotamarii is the source of this 1221-nucleotide messenger RNA. Its product is annotated as LEA domain protein. The transcript is spliced from 4 exons. The record is from RefSeq and is a predicted model, not a curated record. NCBI's taxonomy places the organism in Eukaryota, Fungi, Ascomycota, Eurotiomycetes, Eurotiales, Aspergillaceae. The coding region runs from base 1 to 1221 and encodes 406 amino acids. Gene Ontology annotation, biological process: polyketide metabolic process.
AUGGAUCAAGUCAAGAUUCCCUUAAAACCAUUUCCUGUUGCACAGGUCCAUGAGAUCGAAUUUGGAGUUUACCUCCUUCCUCCCUUGAGCCGCCGGGGCAUAGGGCCCGCCCUUAUCAUCAUCGUCCCCGAUGGCCCACCAAAUAAACAAGUCCUAACCAAUGGAGUCCCAACGCCUUCCCUGAAGUGGGCUGAAGAGGGCUACACUGUGCUCGAGGUCCGAGGGCCAGCCCUGACUCGGGGGUAUACCCUGAACCAAGCCAUUGAGACCUUAGCGCAGCACGGCCAGUGCUCUGGACAUGGUACCAUCGGCCUCGUGGCAUAUGACUUUCAACUGUGGGAGAGAGUUCACUCUCUGCCGGAGAUCAAGAAGAUCACAGCGGCUGUAAUCUACGGGGCUGCAUCCGAUGCCUCCGGGUUGAGUUCAAGUACCAUCCCCACCGUACAACAUCUGUCUGGCAAAGCGAGCAUGCCGCUGCAGCGAACCGAAUUUCUGAUGCAGUACGAGUAUCCAAAGAUGAGCAGCCAGUGGUUUGCCCUCCCUACAGCUCCGGGAUUCGAUUAUGCGACAGAAGCCAUCUCCCACACACGAAAUCUGACCUUCCUGAAGAGGCAGAUGAAUGGCCCUUACUUCGACCUCGAGGCCAUCUGGGAAGAGCAUACCUACUUUGAAUUCGACAAUCGGUCCGUGGAACAUACCAUGAACACCAUGGUGCAAGAGCCAUACGUGAAUCAUAUUCCCACUAUGACGGGGGGCAUUGGCCGCCAUAACCUGACUCGAUUCUAUCGCGACAACUUUAUCUUCAGCAACCCACCGGACACUCAAAACGAGUUGAUUAGUCGGACCAUUGGCAUCGACCGGGUCGUGGAUGAGUUUAUCAUGACGUUUACUCAUAAUUCCGAGGUGGACUGGUUAAUUCCUGGAAUUCCACCAACAGGCUGUCAACUGGAGAUCCCGUUCAUGGCGGUGGUUAAUAUUCGAGGAGACCGACUCUACCACGAACACAUCACAUGGGACCAGGCAACUGUGCUCAAACAGCUCGGCUUGAUGCCCGAGUAUGUCCCGUAUCCAUAUCCACUUCCAGACGGUCAACGACCGGCUGAGGGCAAGAGCUUUGCGGUCCGAGUCCCCGCGGCUGGGGCUGAGACGGCGGCAAAGAUGCGUGAUAAGAAUGCUGUACCGUCCAACCAACUCAUGGCUGGGGGAAUUCAAGAAGUCUGA